This is a messenger RNA of Sturnus vulgaris (Common starling), 2885 nucleotides long. RefSeq names its product cleavage and polyadenylation specific factor 3 (gene CPSF3). Gene Ontology annotation, molecular function: RNA endonuclease activity; RNA binding; 5'-3' RNA exonuclease activity. NCBI's taxonomy places the organism in Eukaryota, Metazoa, Chordata, Aves, Passeriformes, Sturnidae. The record is from RefSeq and is a predicted model, not a curated record. Gene Ontology annotation, cellular component: mRNA cleavage and polyadenylation specificity factor complex. Gene Ontology annotation, biological process: mRNA 3'-end processing by stem-loop binding and cleavage.
GGCAGCAGCGGCGCCAUGGCGGCCAAGCGCAAAGCCGAGGCGCUGAUCCCGGCCGAGGAGAGCGACCAGCUGCUGAUCCGGCCCCUAGGUGCUGGUCAAGAAGUAGGAAGGUCAUGCAUCAUUCUGGAGUUUAAAGGAAGAAAAAUCAUGCUUGAUUGUGGAAUCCAUCCUGGGCUGGAAGGAAUGGAUGCUCUUCCUUACAUUGAUUUGAUCGAUCCAGCUGAGAUUGAUCUCCUCCUUAUUAGUCAUUUCCAUUUAGAUCACUGUGGGGCUUUGCCAUGGUUUUUACAGAAAACAAGUUUUAAGGGACGGACAUUUAUGACUCAUGCCACAAAAGCUAUUUACAGAUGGCUUCUUUCAGACUAUGUUAAAGUCAGUAACAUUUCAGCGGAUGACAUGCUAUACACAGAAACAGACCUCGAAGAAAGCAUGGACAAGAUUGAGACCAUCAACUUCCAUGAAGUGAAAGAGGUGGCAGGAAUCAAAUUCUGGUGCUACCACGCAGGCCACGUUCUGGGAGCAGCCAUGUUUAUGAUUGAAAUAGCUGGCGUGAAGCUGUUAUAUACAGGUGAUUUCUCAAGGCAGGAAGACAGACACCUGAUGGCAGCUGAGAUUCCCAAUAUCAAACCCGAUAUUCUUAUAAUUGAAUCCACGUAUGGCACUCACAUUCACGAGAAGAGGGAAGAGCGGGAGGCGAGAUUCUGCAACACCGUUCACGACAUCGUGAACAGGGGGGGCCGAGGCCUCAUCCCUGUGUUUGCCCUGGGUCGGGCUCAAGAACUGCUCCUAAUCUUAGAUGAGUACUGGCAGAAUCAUCCUGAACUCCAUGAUAUCCCCAUAUACUAUGCCUCCUCUUUGGCAAAGAAAUGUAUGGCAGUUUAUCAGACAUACGUCAAUGCCAUGAAUGACAAAAUCCGCAAGCAAAUUAACAUCAACAAUCCUUUUGUUUUCAAGCAUAUUAGUAAUCUGAAGAGUAUGGAUCACUUUGAUGACAUUGGCCCAAGUGUUGUCAUGGCUUCCCCAGGGAUGAUGCAGAGUGGCUUAUCCAGGGAGUUGUUUGAGAGCUGGUGCACAGAUAAGAGAAAUGGAGUCAUUAUUGCAGGGUACUGCGUUGAAGGAACUCUUGCUAAGCACAUCAUGUCUGAACCUGAAGAGAUCACAACUAUGUCAGGGCAAAAACUCCCACUGAAGAUGUCUGUGGAUUAUAUUUCUUUCUCUGCUCACACAGAUUAUCAACAAACAAGUGAAUUUAUCCGGGCUCUGAAACCUCCACAUGUGAUUUUAGUUCAUGGUGAGCAGAACGAAAUGGCCAGAUUGAAAGCAGCAUUGAUACGGGAGUAUGAGGAUAAUGAUGAAGUUCAUAUAGAAGUUCAUAAUCCUAGGAAUACUGAAGCUGUGACAUUAAACUUCAGAGGAGAAAAGCUUGCCAAGGUGAUGGGAUCUUUAGCAGAUAAGAAACCAGAGCAAGGACAGAGGAUUUCUGGAAUCCUAGUUAAAAGAAAUUUUAACUAUCACAUCCUUUCUCCAUGUGACCUCUCCAAUUACACGGACUUGGCGAUGAGCACAGUGACACAGACACAAGCCAUUCCCUACACAGGCCCUUUCAAUCUGCUUUGUUACCAGCUGCAGAAACUCACCGGUGAUGUAGAAGAAAUAGAAAUCCAACAAAAACCAGCCCUGAAGGUUUUCAAAAAUAUUACUGUGAUCCAGGAACCAGGCAUGGUAGUCCUUGAGUGGGUGGCAAAUCCUGCUAAUGAUAUGUAUGCAGACACUGUGACAACAGUGAUACUGGAAGUUCAGUCAAAUCCCAAAAUACAGAAAGCUGCAGUAAGUAAGAUUUCAAAAAAAAUAGAUAUGGAUGUGUAUAGGAAGAGAAUGGAGAUCAUGCUUCAGGAUAUGUUUGGAGAGGACUGUGUGAGUUCCAAAGAUGACUCUGUCCUGUGCAUCACAGUGGAUGGAAAGACUGCCAACCUUUCCCUGGACACUCGGACAGUUGACUGUGAGCCAGGAAGUGAAGAUGAUGAAUCCCUUCGUGAAAUGGUGGAACUAGCAGCACAGAGGCUUUAUGAUGCCCUCAGCCCUGUAUACUGACCUCUGUAGAUACCUAGGAUGUCUAAAAAAAAAAUCUUUUAAAUUUAAAUUUAUUUGGGCUAUUUUUUAUGAGUAAAUAAAUUUUUUUUCCUGAGGAAGUCAAAGGUUUCAGUUCUGUAAAUGUGAAAGUGCUGAGUUAUUUCACAUGGUGGAUCAGCAACCUCAUAACAACUGUAUGUGUGUAUAUAGAUGCAAUUAACUCAAGCAAAGUGUGCAUAUGUUCUCCUAUGUGCACACGUAAGAAAUAAUUCUUAACCUGAUACAGCAUUACAAAGAUUAAAUGGAGUUUUUUGAAUGUUAAAACCAGUUGGAGGAUAAAUUGGAUAUAUUAAGUUUGCAUAUAUAAUUUUGUUCCUGUUGAGGAAGUGAUUGUCUGCACACUUUUAUCUACUUGAAGUCAAAAGGGUCUUGAACACAAGUGAAAAUGGAAUCUAUUUGCAUGGUGGGGUUGGUUGGAGCUUUAAAACUCUGCAGGCUGGCAUACCAUUAACUGGACUAGAGGAACACCACCACCUGCAAGAGAAGUGGGUGCUUAUGACCUGUGACAGCCUCAUCUGCCCCAAGCUGGUGAACACCUGGCCUAGGAAAAGGGACACGGACUAUCAGACACUGCAGGACACACAGCAGAAUUCCAAAUACAGUGUGAUUGAUGCUCUGAGGUAGCUGCGGUUGUUGCCAAACACUGUCAUGCUGAAAAAUGCCCACAAAACCUGAAUUUUCCAGAAAAGAACUGUAUUGUGCACACUUCAUCCGUCCUUUUGUCACCUGAUUAAAUUGGCACCUGAUGAUCUUCA